This is a messenger RNA of Scaptodrosophila lebanonensis, 834 nucleotides long. RefSeq names its product trypsin. NCBI's taxonomy places the organism in Eukaryota, Metazoa, Arthropoda, Insecta, Diptera, Drosophilidae. Bases 14 to 781 code for a protein of 255 amino acids. Gene Ontology annotation, biological process: proteolysis. The transcript has a single exon. Gene Ontology annotation, molecular function: serine-type endopeptidase activity. The record is from RefSeq and is a predicted model, not a curated record.
CUUCAACUUCAAUAUGAAUCGUCUUCUGCUCAAUCUGGCAGCGCUACUGGUGUGUGGCGUCUGCUGCCUUGCCAUGCCCCAAAAGGACCCAUUCGGUCGCGUUGUGGGUGGCGUCGCAACCACCAUCGAGGAUCACCCCUACCAGGUGUCCAUUCAGUACACCUCGGGCUCCCACUUCUGUGGCGGCAGCUUGAUCGAUGAGGAGACCGUCGUCACUGCUGCCCACUGCCUGCAGGGCACCGCUGCCAACGAGAUCCAAAUUCGCUUGGGAUCAGCCAAUCGCAAGAGUGGUGGUGAGUUGGUCAGCGUGAGGGCCUUGACAUACCAUGCCGGCUACAACAGCAAAUUGAUGAUUAACGAUGUGGCACUCAUCAAGUUGAGCACCCCAGUCCGCCUAACGGCUACCAUUCGUCCAAUUGCGUUGGCUGAGGUUACACCUCCAUCUGGCACACCCGCCGUCACCAGCGGCUGGGGCACCACCUGCUUCCUGUUCUGUAGCUCCGUGGAUAAUCUCCUUGAAGUUGAAGUGGAUCUGCUCCAGGUUAACGAAUGCGCCCAAUACAACUAUAGCGCUGGCUCUAUUCUGGAGACCAUGGUUUGCGGCUACUCCGAGGGCAAGGAUGCCUGCCAAGGUGACUCUGGCGGUCCAUUGGUGGCCAAUAGCCAGCUGGUUGGUAUUGUUUCUUGGGGCAAUGGCUGCGCCAAGUCUGGAUAUCCUGGUGUCUACGCCGAUGUUGCCUCACUCCGCAGCUGGAUCGUCGCGACCAGCAGCACGUUGUAAAUGAUAUUGCUGAUAAAUAAAAUUUAACCCAAGCAUUUUUAAAUAACAAAUAA